Orcinus orca (killer whale) is the source of this 3984-nucleotide messenger RNA. It is a transcript of the gene SPPL2B, whose product is annotated as signal peptide peptidase like 2B. Gene Ontology annotation, biological process: membrane protein proteolysis. Gene Ontology annotation, molecular function: aspartic endopeptidase activity, intramembrane cleaving. The record is from RefSeq and is a predicted model, not a curated record. The coding region runs from base 992 to 2956 and encodes 654 amino acids. Gene Ontology annotation, cellular component: cytoplasmic side of endoplasmic reticulum membrane; lumenal side of endoplasmic reticulum membrane; lysosomal membrane. NCBI's taxonomy places the organism in Eukaryota, Metazoa, Chordata, Mammalia, Artiodactyla, Delphinidae. The transcript has 16 exons.
AAGGCCCGGCGCGAGAUGAACACCAGGUCGUUGUCGCCCAUCUCCAGCCGGCGGAGGCUGCGCAGGUCCUGGAAGGUGUAGUCCAGGAGGAUGACCAGCUUGUUCUCGCUCAGGUCCAGCAGCGUGAGGUUGUCCAGGCCCGGCUCGGCAAAGACCCAGGCUGUAGAUUCUCAUCUGCUAAACAGCGGUGUGGCCAGCUCCAGCCUUCCUGGGCCCUUUCGGGAAUUUUAAGUGAGCAUUAACACACACAGAGCCCUGAGUAACUUAAUGCCAGAGGUGAACCAUACGUCACUGGGGGGAGAGUUUGUAUUUUGCAGGGGUCAUCAAUUUAAGAUGAGGUCAUACUGGAGCAGGGUGGGCCCUGAUCCAAUGACUGGUGUCCUUAUAAAAGGGGAAAUUUUGAUGCAGACACUCAGGGAAGGUGGCCACGUGACAACAAAGGCAGAGACUGGAGUGAUGCAUCUAUAGGCCAAGGGACACCAAAGAGUGCCAGUAACCAUCAGAACCUGGAAAAAGCAGGCAAGGAUCCACGCCUAGAAUCUCUGGAGGAAGCACAGCCCUGCUGACACCUUGAUUUUGAACGUCUGGCCUCCAGAACAGAGAGAAGAACUUUCUGUUGUUUUAAGCCACCAUGUUUGUGGUAUUUCAUCGUGGCAGCUACAAGACCUGACGGAAUAUCCACGGAUCCGUAAGAAAAACUCACACGUGGGAGCAGGGUGAACAAGGAGGUUUGCUGCAGGGUCGUUUGGAACAGCAAAAACUGGGACUCACCUAGAUAUCCAUCAAUAGGGGAUCAGAGGCAGGAGAGGGUCCUGGCAGUUCAUUCAGCUAGAAUUCAAAAUAUGGCUCUGUUUUUGCUGGACCUGUUUUCAUCGUCACCUGCAGAGAUCCUGUAACACUGGUCUCCUCUCAUUCGUUGAUUCCGUCCAUCAGUCAGUCAACAAACAUCUACUGUGCCAGGCAUUUUCCACGUGCUGAGGACACACCGUGCAUGAGACAAAGGGGUCAGCUUUCUUGGAGCCCACGGAUAAUAAAAGAGGUGGCCUGUGAGUACGGCAUGGUACACGUGGUGUCCGAGACUGGGGGCUCCAAAGGCAAAGACUACUGCAUCCUCUACAACCCGCAGUGGGCCCACCUGCCGCUCGACCUCAGCAAAGCAUCUCUUCUGCAGGUGCGGGACUGGACGACCUCCGUGCUCUGCUCUCCGGCCGACCUCCCUGCCAAAGGCUUCAGUAACCAGAUCCCCCUGGUGGCGCGGGGGAACUGCACCUUCUACGAGAAAGUGCGGCUGGCCCAGGGCAGCGGGGCGCGCGGGCUGCUCAUCAUCAGCAAGGAGACGCUGGUCCCCCCAGGAGGCAACAAGACGCAGUACGACGAGAUCGGCAUUCCCGUGGCCCUGCUCAGCUACAAAGACAUGCUGGACAUUUUCGAGACUUUCGGCCGGGUGGUACGGGCAGCACUGUACGCCCCCAAGGAGCCCAUGCUGGACUAUAACAUGGUCAUCAUCUUCAUCAUGGCUGUGGGCACCGUUGCCCUCGGGGGCUACUGGGCCGGGAGCCGGGACGUGAGGAAGAGGUACAUGAAACACAAGCGGGACGACGGGCCCGAGAAGCACGAGGACGAGGCUGUGGACGUGACGCCCGUCAUGAUCUGCGUGUUUGUGGUCAUGUGCUGCUCCAUGCUGGUGCUGCUCUACCACUUCUACGACCAGCUCGUCUACGUCAUCAUCGGCAUCUUCUGCCUGGCCUCCUCCACGGGCCUCUACAGCUGCCUGUCGCCGCUCCUCCAGAGGCUGCCGUUCUGCAGAUGCAGGGUCCCUGACAACAGCCUGCCCUACUUCCACAAGCGCCCUCAGGUCCGCAUGCUGCUCCUGGCGCUGCUGUGCGUGGCCGUCAGUGUGGUGUGGGGCGUCUUCCGGAACGAGGACCAGUGGGCUUGGAUCCUUCAGGACGCGCUGGGCAUUGCCUUCUGCCUCUACACCUUGAAAACCAUCCGCCUCCCCACGUUCAAGGCCUGCACGCUGCUGCUGCUGGUGCUGUUCAUCUACGACGUGUUCUUCGUGUUCAUCACGCCCUUCCUGACCAAGAGUGGGAACAGCAUCAUGGUGGAGGUGGCAACCGGGCCGUCAGACUCGGCCACCCACGAGAAGCUCCCCAUGGUGCUGAAGGUGCCCAGACUCAACGCCUCGCCGCUGGCCCUGUGUGACCGGCCCUUCUCCCUCCUGGGCUUCGGGGACAUCCUGGUCCCAGGGCUGCUCGUGGCCUACUGCCACCGCUUCGACAUCCAGGUGCAGUCCUCCAGGGUCUACUUCGUGGCCUGCACCAUCGAAGGACCUACCUCAGUCGCCGUGGGCGCCAGCCUCUGCCGACGGCCCGCAGCCCCAGGCGGACUCCGACGCAGCCCCCUCCCAGCAGCCUCCCGGCCAAGAAGCGGCCCCGUCCCCUCCGCCCGCGGAGCAGCCCCCAGAGUCGUCCGCGCCCGAGGAGAGCGGGGCCGGCGCGCCCCCCCAGAAGCCCGAGAGUCCGGCAGGCCUCGCCCCCGGCCCCUCGGCCUAGGGGAGGGCGCAGACUCGGCCCCCGCGCCCAGGGACUGGACCCGCGCGGCCCCCAACUUGGUGCUCUGGCCUGGCCGAUGCGCACGUCCUGCUCCAGCCCGGCCACACCCCGGACCCCAGCCCUGCUCCGAGCUCGCGUGGCUGCCAAGCCCCCGGCCGGCUGAGGCCAACCCCGCGCGCGCCCCGCUUCCUGCGGCGGUGGUGCCCCGGGAAGGGCGGGGCCGUCACUUCCGCCGUUGGCCGCGGACACGCCCAGUUUGGUGCUUGCCCUGCUGCUGCUUCCCUUCGGGUCCGGGCCGGGAGAGGGCGGGUCUCUGGCUCCUGGUGGAGGGGCGCCUUUGCUCAGCAGGGCCCCCAGGGGUUUGGACUGGACGCCACCGCAGCCUUGGGGGCCCGUGGUGAGCGCCGAGCCCUGCGCCCGGCCCUUCCAUCGCCCGGAAGCGCCCAGCGCCUGUGGUCCAGCUCCUCCAAGUUUGAAUAAACGGCCACGACUUUUUGAAAUUCUGGUAGUGUCGCCUCUUGGGGUGCGAGCCCUUCGGACUGCCUCUCUCGGGGGCGGGGCUGGUGCCAGGCCGGUGGCCCCAUCUUGCCUUUCAGCUCAAGGGAACUCGGCUCCCACCCUCGCCACAGGCACCCGCACGCUCUCAGCACCCUAUCCAGUGCACGCACCUCGGCCUCCAACUCCAGCACGGGGGACGGGGAGCUUGUGGAAUGCGGGAGGAUAUUCUGGAACUGGCGUUAUGUCUUCUACCUCACGGACAGGGUUCUCUGAACCUCACGACGGAGAUGCCGCCGGCCCCCGUGUCACCACCUGGCGACAGAGCCGGCGCCCGGACAGGCACCCGGGGCUGCUGAUCGCCAGGGCCCCGGCCCGCUCCCCCCCCCCAACACCCCGUCCGCGCCGCACGCCGGCUCUGUGUCCCUCUGCGCGCUGCUGCGCUGCACACAGCAGGCGGGGGCGACCACGGUCCAUUCCACACAAUACCAGCGCCAGCCAGACUCACAGCCUCUCAGCCACGCCUCUCGAGGAAGAAACGAUGUUUAUUCCUAAAAAAAAACAGACGGCGUCUCCCACCUGCUUCUGUGUGUUUCUCAAAAGAACAGGUGAUCCGGUGGGAGGGCGGGGCUGGAGCAGCUGGACCUGCCCAGCCCCACGGGAGCCCCUGGCCUUAGAGGCCGGGACCAGGGCGCAGCCACGGGGCAGCCUUGGGGGAAGGCCCGAGCGGACCUCCGCCCUCCCUCUAGGGACUGCGCCUUCCUCUAAGCCAUUUUGUACGUCGGUAAAGAGCGCGGAAUCUCUUUUUUCUGUUUUGUUGGUUUGACAAACGUCAAAGAAAUCAAAGGAGGAUGUUAGUUCCUGAAGUUUCAGUUUGCAGUUUUUGCCUUGCUUCUGUUUGAAUCUUAUAAUUAAACACAGCUUUUGAUACUUA